AUGUCUGUCGCCGGUGCGAUUAACCCUUCGCCUGUCGCACCGAUCACGACUCGCCGCCGUGUUGGAGAUUCCCUGGACGUUAUCUCCGAGCGACCCUCGAAUUCUUCUGAUUACUGCAAUACAGUUAACUUAGCGGCGGCUGCUAAUAGCGUCGUUGUAUCGACGGAUUUGGACGGUGGAGAUGCGAGUGGUCAAGGCGGUGAUCCGUGUUCUUCCCCUUCUUCGGAGACUUCAUCGUCUACUGGAUCUCACUACCACCACGAUCACUAUCACCAGUUUCAUCACCAUCCAGUGAUUCGGUACCUUCUUCCUCGCAAAUUCCGGAUUCCGUUUUUCCGCGGCGGUGGUGGAUCGACGGUGGGUCAAGGGUUUAUAUCGGGGAGAAACGUGGGUCGUCGGAUCUUGAGUCUUCUCAUGGUUCUCGUGGUCAUGUCCGUGUUCCUCAGAAUCUACCUCAUGGGCGGUGUGCGCGUGGUUGACCAUGCGCGAUUGAAGGAGUUCGUCGUCGUUAGAACGCUCCGUGACGAUUUGUCGAUGGCUCAACGAGAAGAAGCUUCUUCGCAGCCAAUGCGUGUUCUCGAGAAGCUUCCCAUUCCGGAAAUUUGGCAGAAACCUGAAAGUGGGAAUUAUCGUCAAUGUGUGGCGCAUCCUAAGAACCAUACAAGGCUGCACCGAAAUACCAAUGGGUAUCUUCUAGUACACGCAAAUGGAGGAUUGAAUCAGAUGAGAACCGGGAUAUGUGACAUGGUUGCUGUUGCCAAGAUUAUGAAUGCAACGCUUGUUCUUCCUCUUCUUGACCAUGAAUCUUUCUGGACUGAUCCGAGCACGUUCAAAGAUAUUUUUGACUGGAGACACUUCAUGAACGUAUUGAAACACGAUGUUGACAUUGUCGAGUACUUGCCUCCUCAGUAUGCUGCCAUGAAGCAUCUUCUCAAGGCCCCUGUUUCAUGGUCAAAGGCUAGUUACUACAGAAGUGAAAUGCUGCCACUGUUGAAACGUCAUAAGGUGUUAAAGUUCACGCUUACUGACUCACGGCUUGCUAACAAUGGCCUGCCACCAUCGAUUCAACGAUUGAGAUGUCGUGCUAAUUACCAGGCACUGAUGUACGGCAAGGAAAUCGAGGACCUUGGAGAAGUAUUGGUUAACCGAUUAAGAAACAACAGCGAGCCUUAUAUUGCUCUGCAUUUGAGAUAUGAGAAGGACAUGCUUGCCUUCACAGGAUGCAACCACAAUCUUACGGCUGAGGAAGCCGAAGAUCUGAGAAUCAUGAGGUACAGUGUUAAACAUUGGAAGGAGAAAGAAAUUGAUAGCCAAGAGAGACGGAUUCAAGGGGGAUGUCCGAUGUCUCCGCGAGAAGCAGCCAUAUUUCUAAAGGCAAUGGGGUAUCCGUCUUCCACGACUAUAUAUAUUGUUGCUGGUGAAAUCUAUGGAAGCAAGAGUAUGGAUGCUUUCCGUGAAGAGUACCCAAAUGUCUUCUCUCAUUCAACUCUUGCGACUGAAGAAGAGUUAGAGCCUUUCAGGGAAUACCAGAACCGCCUUGCUGCGUUGGAUUACAUUGUGGCCCUUGAAAGCGAUGUUUUUGUAUAUACAUAUGAUGGAAAUAUGGCUAAGGCGGUACAAGGGCACAGAAGGUUUGAAGGGUUUAGGAAGUCAAUAAAUCCAGACAGGGUAAAUUUUGUUAGACUGAUAGAUCAUUUUGAUGAGGGUGUCCUAUCUUGGGAAGAAUUUGCUUCCGAGGUUAAGCGAUUAAAUAGAGACAGGAUUGGUGCAGCAUAUGCGAGACUGCCUGCUGCACUUCCCAGGCUAGAGGAGAAUUUCUAUGCGAACCCACAACCCGAUUGCAUCUGUAACAGGUCUCAUCCUGAGCAGCUCUGGAAAAAAUCAAGUCUAAGAACAGAGUCAAAGACAUGGAAGAAGAGUGCUUUAAGAUAG
This is a messenger RNA of Arabis nemorensis, 1932 nucleotides long. The record is from the annotation of a GenBank genome assembly. NCBI's taxonomy places the organism in Eukaryota, Viridiplantae, Streptophyta, Magnoliopsida, Brassicales, Brassicaceae.